UCCCUUUUCUCUCUCCGCUUGAAAGCUUCUACGCUACUGUACCGUGUGGUGAUCUCCAGCUUUUCCCACCCCCAGACUCUCCAGUGCUCUUCACCCAGGGACGUUGUAGAAGAAAGUCCGUCUCUGACUUGCCUUGCUUCUGAGCUGCUGAACGAGAACUACUCGGGAUGAGAGACGCAGGGAAGGAAAGGGAGAGAAUGUGCUCAGACUGAGAGGAGGCAGGCUUCAGUGUAUGUCAGUAAAACAGAGGGAUAGUUAACAUCGAGCAAAUAAAGGAGGCAGGAAGAGCUGAGCGCUCAAAAAAGGUUGGCAAGUUGGACAAGAGGAGGAAGAAGAAGCAGGGGAAGAAGAAGCAAGAAAAAAGAAUUAAAAGAGAGGGGAGGUACAGUAACAACGCCUCGCAGCACUUUCUCUCUCCUUCUUGCCUCUCUCCGUACUCUUUCUCUCUCUUUUCUUCCCCCUACGGCAAAGAAGCGGAGGAAGACUUUUUUUUGAAAAGUACAGGGGGAGGAGAAGCAGUGUGAGAGCCUCGGCAGCCACUCUGAGAAGCAAAGUCACGCUUCAGAAGAGUCAGCGGGAGAGGAAGACCAACUGUCUUUAGGGGCAGAGGGACACAUAAAAAGGACUUUAUAACUCUGCUACAAAACCACAAACACAGGGGCAAUUAACUGGCCGUCAGAUAACAGUAACAGACACUGCUGGCAGAAAAAAAAAAUAUCCCUGAGAAAGAAAAAAGUGACUGAAGAAGAAGACCAGUGCAGGACAGGACAGACAUACUGAAAAACACAUCAACAAAAAGAAACAGAGAGAGAAAAAGAGGAAGAGCGCCGGCCUCUCCGGUGUCCUUGCAUACCCCCAUCUUCCACCCCCUGCUUUCCCAUCCCCUCUCAGCCGAGAUGAUGAUGUAUUUCUGGGGUAACCAAGAGGCCCCAGCUCCCCCUGAAGCCAUGGCGCAACCUUUCCCACCAGCCCAGUACCCGCCUCCACCACAGAAUGGGAUUCCAGCUGAAUACGCCACACCCCACACCCACCCACCGGCCGACUACACGGGACCAAGCACGGUGGGAGAUCACACCCUGACGCUGUACACGCCAACGCACACACAAAGCGAGCAGCCGGGAAAUGACAGCAGCACCUCGGCCCUCACAGUCAACACAGUAACGCAGGCAGAGGAGGUUGCACAAACGGAGGGCUCCCAGCAGCUCCACCUGCAGCCCAGCGAUUCGUCAGAGAAGCAGCAGCCCAAGAGGUUACAUGUCUCCAACAUCCCUUUCCGUUUCCGGGACCCUGACCUCCGGCAAAUGUUUGGGCAAUUUGGCAAGAUUUUAGACGUGGAGAUUAUUUUUAACGAGCGAGGCUCCAAGGGCUUUGGGUUUGUAACAUUUGAAACGAGUGCAGAUGCUGACCGUGCACGGGAGAAACUAAAUGGUACAAUCGUUGAGGGACGCAAAAUAGAGGUCAACAAUGCCACAGCCAGAGUAAUGACCAAUAAAAAGGUGGCAAACCCUUAUACAAACGGCUGGAAGCUGAAUCCAGUGGUUGGAGCAGUAUACGGCCCUGAAUUUUAUGCAGUCACAGGCUUUCCAUACCCCAGUACAGGAGCAGCUGUUGCCUAUAGAGGGGCCCAUUUGAGAGGGAGGGGCCGCGCCGUCUACAACACGUUCCGUGCUGCACCCCCUCCUCCACCCAUCCCUGCCUAUGGAGCUGUGGUCUACCAGGAUGGCUUUUAUGGGGCAGAAAUAUAUGGAGGCUAUGCAGCCUACAGAUAUGCCCAGCCAGCUGGUACUGCUGCAGCCGCUUACAGUGACAGUUAUGGCAGAGUCUAUGCAACAGCAGACCCCUAUCACCAUACACUUGGUCCUGCAGCCACAUACAGCGUGGGAACUAUGGCUAGCCUUUACAGAGGAGGGUGCAGUCGCUUCACUCCCUACUAGAACAGAGGGAGACCCCCUUUCUACCCCGCAAAACAGACAAAAAAAACAAAAAAAAACAAACAAACAUUUUUUAAACCACAACAAAUGAUAUCACUAAACUUCUUCACCCGCUUCAUGGAAAAGUAAAAACGAAAUGCUUCCAGGUGGCUAAUGUGACCUUGAAACACAACAAUUCUCAAGUUGCUUCCCCACUUAUGGAGUGUACAGUGUCAUUUGUCCCUGUAAUGACUGGAAAAGAACAUUUUGUUACGAUGUGUUGACUUGAAUGUAUUUGCAUUGAAAUGGUUGUAGCAGGGAAAAAAAGUCAUUGUGGAAAAAGUAGAGGAAAGUUUAAAGAAUUUAAAGUAAACCUUUAACCUGAGUCUUAAAGUUACCAGUCUGCAACUCAGCUUUUUGGAGAGGCCUUUUGAACUGGUUUAAUUCCAUCUUUUGUUGUUUAGAUUUGCCCAUACUCCAUAUUCAUUAAGAUAACUAAUGUUCAAUAAUUGUAGCCUCAGCACCAUUUCUCAGAAUGGAUUUAUCACUUAAAUUCUAAGGCCAUUUAAGCGAGCCAGCAACUGGAGCUGAGUUUUAUACUGACUUAAGUGGACUCAGAACUGUUCAGAUCAAAGGAGGUGGAACCGCAUCAAAAUGUCGACCAGGAAUUGAUGCAUUAUGAAAGCCAGACGGUGUGUGGAAGAGUGUGAUGUAUUGCUGAAUGUGGAUGCAGCAGGAAGUGAUGUUAGAGCAGGGUGUGGAUCAAGAGCAAUGGCAGCCACUGCAAAAUGGGCAGCAGUGUGUUAGAGCCCAUUGAUCAUUGGCACAGCGCCAGAGGCUGGAGGUAUCCCAUUACUGCUGAAUGGCUUUAAAGGAAAAAAAAAACUCCUUUCCUCACCAACACUUCCCAUGUUUAAUGUCUUCUCACAUCCUCUACAUAAAAAGCAAUAAUCCCACAUUUGUUUUAUACACCAGUUACUAGAGAGUAUUUCUGACAGUCUGACAAAUCUUCUGGAAUUUAAUAUUAACACUAUUUUAUUAAUCAUUUUAGCAUGGCCCCUUGAGAAAAAAAACACUAUAAUGCCCAGAGAAUAAGGCCACAAUAAAUCACAGGCUUAAAGUGCGAUGCAUUUAAGUCUAAUAUACACGUUCUGUUCAUCUCUGGUUCGAUCAGCCUGACAAUCAGACGAAACUGUAUCUUCUGACUUCAUUCUAACUAACUGCUAAGUACGGUUAUUGUUUUUCCUGAUUAUCAAAUGAAUCCAUUUUUGCUGUGUCCUGUCAGCCCACAACAAGUGUAAACCUGUGUCUUUCUCAUCCAUGCCAUUUUAAGGGUUUUCCUAUCUCUGCUAUUCAGUGAUAAGUUUUACAUGAAGACAAAUCAUUUGCUACUUCAUAUAGAGAAAUACUGGCAGACAUUUGCUGGCACCUUCAUACUUUUUAGCCUUAAGUUGGAUAUAUUCUGAACCAAGUUGAAGUUUUCUGAAAUUCCUGCUCUUAAUUAUGAUUUGCACCAUCCACAAACAGAAAAAUUACACCGGGCUGCUUGCUUUUGUAUUUCAUAUUUUAUUCAGCAUUAUUUAUGGGCAAAUACUGAUUUUGUUGUGUGCACUCACAGCACACAACUUGGACUUAUUAACAACUUGUGAGUUGACUGUGAGUGGACUUCUCCAUUUGGGUGAUUGUAUAAGGUUGUUUAACGUGACAAGAUCAUUGCAGGUUGGAUCCCUGAUUUAAAGUCAACUUAAAACCACAUGGCAAAUAAGCCACGAAAUGAUAUGGCUCUACUGUCAUCAUUACAAACUGAAUUACUUCUUCAGGUUUGCCAUUGCACUUGCUGUAUGUGUCCUAAACGUACCCAUGUCAUAUGUACAUUUGCCCUCUGCAGUUGAUGUAUGUCCAUUAGUGGUCCUAAAUUUAAAAUCAAAAACAGUGAUAUCUAUGCAAAAGCAGGAGCCCACCGUUAUAGUUGGAGCUCAUUUUGAACUAUUUCAAAUCUGCUGAUGAUCUCUUCCUUUAACUGAUUGUUUGGUUCACAGAACUUCUGAAGAUAGUGACCCGUGUCACAUAGUUCCCCAAAGCCCAGACCAACCAACAGUCCAAACUUCCAAAUCAGAGAAAACCCAGUGUGUACAGUUAGGAUAAAUUAUUUAAAUUAUUGACCUUCAUUUUGUGAAUAGCACAUUAGUACUUACUGAGUUUGGGACUUAAAACGUGAACUUUCCCCUAGAGAAUAUUUCAGUUUUUAAAUUACAUUUACAUAUUUCAUGAAGUGAUCAUUUCUAACAUGGGUCCAGUUGAAAUAAAAAUGAAAUAGCUCAGAUUAGUGCGGCUGUGCCAAUAUUUUUUUAAUUUGAAGUAAUUUCAUUAAUUCUAUCACCACUGUACAAGUAAAUUAAGACCCACAUCAGCUGUCUCUAGAUGUGGAUACCUGCCUUUUGCACCAUUCAGAAAAAAACAGAAUUUUAGAAGAGAAGCUCUUUCCCCAUAUCGAGUAGUCAUUAUGAUGAUUGGCAGUGCUGUUUCAGAGGAAUGAGACCAACGAUGAGACCAAGAGUGAAUUUAUAAGCAGCACACCUUUGGAUUUAUUUUUCACUUUCACCAGUUCUUUUGUGUUUUUUACUUGAUGAACAAAAAUAGCAAGUGGAGAUGCCCACCAUGUCCACAUACACAAGACUUGCUGCUACACGUUGGUAAAUAUAACAAAUGACCCUGUGAUUGAAAGACUCCUGCCUGAAAACAGCUUUUCUGUCUGCCUGUUGACAUUCUACUGUCCAAUAAAGAUAAAAAUGCUAAAAAGAGACACAACAUUACCAUAAAAUACUCUCUACCAGCAACCUCCAUUCAAUCGUUACAUGUUACAACACUACAACUCCACAUUCCAAUUUGUAUUAGCAUUGAGAGUGACCUACUGCAGAAGUUUAACUUGUGCUUGUUAUAGAUUGGCUGAAAUGGAAACAGGAGUAUAUCCACAUAGAAAACCAUAGCCUAUCUUAGUAUUGAUUCCUCUCUGCCUUCAGGCAUCUGUCUUCUCUCUGCAGGAACAAGAUGGAAACAGAAUAAGACAGUUUGCAAUGUUCACCUUAACCCACAAACCAGUCUUCCAACCAGACUCAUUGGAAGACAGCUAAAACAAGGAACUAUGGAAACCUCUGGUUCCCACUUCAGCUUGAAUAGUUUUAAUUCCAGAGCAAUAAAAUGAAACACAAAAAGAAGGGUAGCUACUUUUGUAAAGAUCCUUUACAGGGGCCAAUUUCACAAUAGCAAUUUCAAUUAUCGCACGUAUGUGAGCACAUAUGGUGCUAGUGGAACCUUUCUCGAAUCAGCUUUACUGUCUCGUUUGGUUAGUGUCAAACUUAAUACAAGAGGAAAUUAUCUCACGUUCCAAAUCAUAUCUUGCAUAUUUUAACUUUAGUAGAACAAGCCCUCGAGCCAAGCCACUUAUGUUAAUAUAAUUUAGAGAAAAUAGAAGUCAACACAUUACUCUGUGUCUCCACCAGUGACCACAAACUCCAAGUAUAGCAUUAAUAUGAGAAAAUCUGAAGCCAGAUUCAUCUAAUGGUGUGGCCUCAACAUGUACACAGCAGAUAUAUGCUAAGUGAAACACGGCUAACUCUGUGUUACACACACACGCUCACGCACACACCAGCUAUUUGUGCACGUUAUGUCUGAUGGGAUCGUAAAGAGGCAGUAGCAGGAAGAAAGGGGAGUGUGAAGAGAAGCACCAACCAAGGCAAUUUACCCCUCAGAUUAGAGAUAAGAGAGUUCAGUCAAUGAGUGCUGAUCUCAUUUGAAGAUAUACCACACUAGAUACACACACACACACACACACACACACACACACACACACACACAUUCCCAUGAUCUGUUGCUGUCAGUGGCUGGGUUUCCAUUACCCCUAGAAAUGUGCAAAACCUAAAUAUUGCAAUAACUGGUAAUGGAAACGCCUACAUUUUGAAAAACCUCGCUAAAACAUUUUUAUGCUCUCGUGAGGUGGUUCUUCAGACAUAUCGAUAUAACAAUCUCAAAAAUACAAUGGAAACACUUUUUUAACAUUUCCCCGUCACUGGUGUCACUGGGGAUGACGCAGCGUCAUGUGACCAGUUUAUUUGAAGUCCAUCUUCCUCAAAUUCACGUCUCGCGUGACAAGAGAAUUAUUGGACGUUGCGAGACAAGACUUUACAAGAGUUCCAGCUUAUUCACAUAACGCCUUUCCAUUAAAACACAUACAUACAGCAGUUAUAUUUUUAAAUUUCAAAAAUAUCACUUUUAUUUUGCAAAAAAAACUGUAAUGGAAACACAUCUAGAGUUUUCACUCUGAUCCUUAGCUGUCUUGCUGUUUCCACUACAAAUAAUAAUUGUUGCAGUAAAUACAACCUGGACAAUUCACCAUUCCUGCAGCCUAAUCAGAUAUCCAUUUUUUUUCCUUCAGGCAAACGAGAUGUGACCUUAACCUUAAGAGAAGCACCUGCACAUUGGAUAGCUUUUCCAUCAUAAGCCAUUUUACAACACUACAUGACACUGACAGGACAGGGUUAGGCAUUCCUUAAUCAUGACCACACAGCACAUUGGUUAAAUGUGUACAGCCUAAACACAUACAAUUUUUUUUAGAUGAUAGCAUACCAGAUGAGCUCCUUCACAUUACAAUCCACAAUAUGCCGUAUUUUCAUAUUUGAUAUGUUUUUCCAUAGCACCCCCAAAGGGUCAGGGCUGGACUUGCAUUACCUAAUUUGUGUAUUGCCCAGAUCCUUCGGAACAGUUAAUGUUUUGGUUCAGUCACAGCAUAAAACCAUCUUGGUGCCAGACUUGGAUAAUAUGGUUAGGACUUAUCUUAUUUCAACACUUGCAUAUUGUCAUCCAGUAGACUUUACUUUGCGUCUCUUACAGAAAAGACUGAGGUCAGCUCUGCACAAAUAAUAAAAACACACUGCACAACAAACUUGACUUUUGUAUUAAAUUGAUUGUAUCCUACUAGCCACAUUUCCAGUUCCAAUGGCGAUGUCUUGGUCAAAAGAUACAUCAGUAAUACUCUGUAGUGACUUAAUACGUUUUUAGGAUACAAAAGGAGUGUUUCAGAAAAUGUGAGAGGUCUGGAAUAUGCAGAUUUGGACUGAUUUCACAGAACAUUUUUCCUACCUGCAUUCAUAAAUUCAAAUGUAGGUGACAAUUGGACAAAGUUCAGUCAAUUAUAGUCAUUCAUUAAGCUCCUCACUACAAACUAGUACAGAUAUGCAAACAGAAUGCUUAUAUAUUGUAAAUAUACUUUCAGUGGUGAUGGGAUACCUACUGUUUUUCAUAAUUAUUAAUGUAAAUAAAAACCUAGUAUCUGUGUUUUUCAUUUAUAUAUGCUCUUCCAUGCACUUUACAUUUUAUAAUUGUACAUUUGUCUUUGGUUGUGAAAGUCAUUUUACCAGAAUUUGUGUCUCUUAGAAAGAACUGUAUUAGCUUAGUAUUCAUUAGCCUCUUGUUUAAAGCGAUAUUAACGAUAGGUUGUCAUUCUAUAGAAGAUGAAAAAAUAUCCCUUUUAUAUAGGUGCAGUCAUGUGAAAAAUAUAUACAUUGUUGGCUUUUUCAUACACAUUUGGACAAGAAAACAUUUGACCCGCUUUAGAACAGUGUCUGAAUAAAGAUGAAUUACCUAACAAUUUGACCAUAAAUGGCUGCCUCACCGAGUCCAGUCCAAGUCUUUGGCGUCAAAGGGCAUGUGUCUGCCAUCCGACUGAGAUAGUAUUGAGAUUGCGUUUCUCUAGAAUAGCCUUAAACCAACUGCAAAGCAUGAUGGUGGAAAUGUUUUAGCUUAAACCCAUUGAUUCUGCAUCAUAUUAAAGAAUGCUCGAAGAUAAUGUAAGGUCAUCUGUCCAAAAGCUGAAGCUCAAGUGGAAAUGGUCCAUUCAAGAGGAUAAUGAUCCUAAACACCAACCACCAUGGAAUGGCUCAAUAACAAGCAAUGGCAGAUCAUGCAAUGGCCUAGUCAGAACAGUUUUGAAUUGUACCAAGAAUUUGAUAUUAGGGUGACCAAACAUUGUCAAAAAAGUUAGCAAAUCAAUGUCAGAGUCUAGGGGAUAAAUAUGCAAAACGCCUACAGGAAGACUGCUGAAGAGGGCAGUCAUCCCUUCUAAGACCAAAGGUGGUGAGGCUACCACUCUUUAGAGAACUAAUAAACUAAUGUGUCCAAAUGUGUUAAAAAGCUAACAAUUUCCACAGCUCACUUUUUCAAAUGACUGCAUGGGUGAGUCAUUAGGGCUCUGACAAUAGCAACAUUUCAUAUGACAUAAAAAUGCUUUAACUCAAAUCGGAUGUCUUUGUGUGAUUCUAUGGUCACAUUACAAUGGGACGUGUGUUUUGUUAAACCACAGGCCUUCAACUGUCUACCGCAAUGUCUCCUAAAUAACCACCAUGGCUUUCAGUUCACAAACAAGGCAUAUCAUUCUGUUUAGUUUUUUUCAGAAACCACAUAAAAAUGGCUUCAAAAAUUACAUAGGCUAUUACCUGAAAGUACUUUUAUAUUUUACUCACCUUUCCAUCCUCUUUAAGUGGACAUCAAUCAUCAUGUCAAUCAUUAGCUCCUACAGGAGACCGCUGCUCCCUCUAUUAGCUAAAAUCACAGGGGAGUUUUCAGCCGAAUUCGAUGCAGCUUCUGUCUUAGUUUGUUGGUGAUUGACAUGGUGAGAGUUCCUGUUCUGCAUGGCUGAAUAGGCACUCAUUAACUGAUUUCCAGUUUAACUGGCUUUAUUAAUUUAGGCAUUUGUAAGAUGGCACCAUGAGUUACCAUCCAAAUACGAAAUAGUGUACCAUGGAUCUUCUUUCCUUCUUGUUUUUCUUUCUCUCUAUAUAAAGGGCUUCAAUGUGAGUUAUCAGCCACCAUCAGGUUAAAGGCUGUGUUUUUAGGGGGAGGACAGUCUCUGUUAAACAGGAAGGAAAUCUUAGAAGCUACUGAUCUUAGUUUUUUCACUACUGGUUGCCCCCCUUUGCAUUACUUUUCUUAUGUGUCAUAGAAAUGUAUAGUGGUAAACUGCCUCUUCUUAAAAGCAUCUAAAAAGUUUACUUACACUUUUUAAAUGAGUUCAUCUGAAUAGUGAAUCCAGUCUUCUCACAGACAUAGCUGUUCCACAAAGCCUGCCUGGUCUUUAGUAAUUCUUAAAGGGUAGUUUUAAAACACUGAAUACAGAAUUUCUUUGUAUUAGCAGCUUCAUUUUUCAAAGCCCUCUAGUCUGAUAUGAAGUACUGGGCAAAAGGUUCAGUCACUUCAGAUGUUGUGAUUCUUAUCCAUCACAAAAAACACGAAAAACCUCUUCAGCAACAAGAACAAGGAGUCCUGCAGCAGAUGGCUCCCACAGAGCCCAGAUCUCAACAUCAUAAAAGUCAGGCUGGGAUUACAUGAAAAGACAGAUAGGCUAAAUCUACAAGAAAUGGCAUGGUUUUUAUAUCAAAGGGUGUUUAUGAAAGGUAAUGAUUUGAUGUGUGUAUUUUUCUGUUAAGUGGGCAGUCAUUUGCAUCAUCACAAUACUUUUACUGCCUAAAAUGGUACCAACUGAGUGAUUUAUGACACAGCUAUCUACUUGUGUCCAGUAGAAAGCCAUUCAGACUGUCCUCUGUGGGAGAGUGGGGGGCAGAGUUAACAGACUAAGAACAGAGCAGACUUUGAAGAAGCCGCAAGGGUUUAGACUUAAGGCCUCAUAUUUUUAGAACACCAUCAUGGGGCUCAUAACACCAAACAUAACUGUAAUGUGUUAUUCAUGCCCAUCCACUAAAGACUCUUUAAGUUUAUGUGUCCUCUCUUGUUGUUUUAGAGUUAAGGGUUUACAAACAUGUCAAUAGAUUUUUAGAUGAUGUUUUAUAUGAGAAAGUGUCCAAACUAGUUGUGUGUAGUCCUUGUUUAAAUGUGCUGUGGUUUAUUUUGAGUACUUGGUAAAACUUUGUGUGUCAAGUGUUCCUCUGUGGUUGAUUUGCUUUUUUCCCCUGAUGUAUGUAUGUGCCAAAAUUUGAUGCAUACGUUCUUGGCUUCAUAUUUCUCCUGAGCCUACGAGAGUUUUCCUGGCCCAGUGUGAAUGCAGCACUGAUUUAUUUUUGUUUCAUCGUCCCUAUUAAACAAGCACAUUUAUCAAAUUUAAUUGUUUAAUUGUCUCGAUAUACUCAAGUUCUCAUUUGAUCUUUUCCUGGCUGCUCACACAGUGGUAACACGGGGUGAUCAGGAUUGGUUUCUGAAAACUUGACUGAUGAGUCUAUGAUCUCAUCUCUGACCUCUACACCUUUCCAAGGCAUUCCUUCUUUAUGAAGUUAGAGCAAAGAAAGUAGCAUCAAAUGAUAAACGUGUUUCAGCUCACGUACAGGUGUACAGGUUUGGGGGGUUUUUGUGGUGGGUGAGAGAGAUGGGUAGAUACUGGUGGGGAAGAAUGGUCGACACUGGUUUCUCAACUCAAGGUAUUUGCACAUUUGUCAUGAAAGUGGUCAAUAUAUUUGUCACCCCCUGUGUGAUUGUAUACCUUGAGCCCUAACUGUACUGUUCCACUCAGUUCACAUUCUGCAGAGACGCUGAGAAAAUGUGAACAAGGGAGCAAGCCCCUUUAGCUGAGACAAGAGGAUGCCAUUAUUGGCUGUGAUUGGCGACUCAGCAGAGCCACUGCACAUGUCCCGUCUCUCUCCAGAGGGGCAGGACUGGGCUACUACAAAGAAAUUAAAGUCAAUCCUUAAUUCUACAUCUGAAGAUCUCUCCCCCGUAAACUCACUCUCACAUACACACCUCUUUGCUUCACCCCGACAACUAAUCUCUUGGAAUUAAAGAGGUUCUGUCAAGACGAGGGCCUCCUGGGACACAACCAGCCUCACUUCUGCCCUCCUCUUUGCUCUUCCUAUUGUUGCUGAAGUGUGGUGUACUUCCCUGCUCAUUGUGCACACACUGUGUCCAGUGCUGUGUUGUAGAGAAGAAAAAUAUCUUUACACUUUUUGGUACUUGAAUUUCUUUGAUACCUAGCUGUUAUACUUGCAGUGUGGGGUAGAUUAAACUGCAGCUGAUAUUGGUCGUGAUUCACCACAUGUCCAAUUAAGUACAAUCAUUGUUCUUAUUCACUAGAAAUAUUUUUCUCUGUAUUUGGUAAAACGUAUUUUGUUGUGAAUUUGCAAUUUCCCCAAACAUCUAAAGCACUAAAUAACUUCACACAGGGAAGACUAUUAUAAUCUGCAUUAUUAAAUUUAAAAAGGAAAUAUCUCCCCAGGUGGCCAUUUGAGGAACUGCAGUUUUUGGCACUGCUGUGUGGGCCUCACGACACUGAUGGCGUCUUUCUCAUCUCAUCAACCCUUCUAUACUAUACAGAAAUGUAUCACUGUAUUGUUGUAUAUGAUGAUGAACUUGGUCAAACAGUACUUUGUUUAUAAAGUUGUAUUUGUGACUGUUUAUGAAAUGUACAGUGUUAUCAAUCUGGUUUGCAAGUAAUCUAAUCCAUCCAGCAUAAAUGUCUAUUUAUUGCUCAGUGACUAAAUACAGUUUGUCCUGUGAAUACUAAAUCAGUUAUGAUGCUGCAGCUAUUUUGAAGUAUGAUAAAAAAAAAAAAUACUGUCCACUGGAAAAUCAAACUUAGUAUGCCCAGUGUGUAUGUGUAGUAUGUACAUUUAUACUGACCUGCGUGUUCUCUGUUUUUUAGUAAAUAAAAGACUAGCGGGAUGAGUACAGAUGGACAUCUGCUAAAAAAAAAAAAAAAAAAAGAAGAACAUCGUGGACACAGAAGGACAA
This is a messenger RNA of Mugil cephalus (flathead mullet), 11636 nucleotides long. It is a transcript of the gene rbfox3a, whose product is annotated as RNA binding fox-1 homolog 3a. Gene Ontology annotation, cellular component: cytoplasm; nucleus. The coding region runs from base 897 to 1934 and encodes 345 amino acids. The transcript has 12 exons. Gene Ontology annotation, biological process: nervous system development; regulation of alternative mRNA splicing, via spliceosome. The record is from RefSeq and is a predicted model, not a curated record. Gene Ontology annotation, molecular function: mRNA binding. Lineage: Eukaryota; Metazoa; Chordata; Actinopteri; Mugiliformes; Mugilidae.